Polyodon spathula (Mississippi paddlefish) is the source of this 2217-nucleotide messenger RNA. RefSeq names its product Fas ligand (TNF superfamily, member 6) (gene faslg). The coding region runs from base 1096 to 1851 and encodes 251 amino acids. The record is from RefSeq and is a predicted model, not a curated record. NCBI's taxonomy places the organism in Eukaryota, Metazoa, Chordata, Actinopteri, Acipenseriformes, Polyodontidae. Gene Ontology annotation, biological process: positive regulation of canonical NF-kappaB signal transduction; extrinsic apoptotic signaling pathway via death domain receptors; immune response. Gene Ontology annotation, molecular function: tumor necrosis factor receptor binding. Gene Ontology annotation, cellular component: membrane. The transcript has 4 exons.
UGCAUGCUCUUACACAAUGAUAGUGCACGCUCUUACACAAUGAUAGUGCACGCUCUUACACAAUGAUAGUGCACGCUCUUACACAAUGAUACCGCACGCUCUUACACAAUGAUACUGCACGCUCUUACAGAAGGGUGCUGUGUAGCUAUGGCUUCUACACAAUGGUGUUGUGUACCUUAGAGUGUAAGGGCAGGCUGUGUUAUUACAGACUUAAGGGCCCUUCCUGAAGCUUAGCUUUGCUUCUUAUAAACAGUUUCUGUGGAGUAAAUCAGAUUUGUACUGAAUAGUUAACUGCACAUGCACUGGUCUCUUGCUGGGCCCCCAGCAGGUAUAGAAGGACCCAGGCAAGGAGUACAGCAAGUGGAUCCAUUUAGGGGUGAAGCAACACACAUUUUUUUUAGAACUCGAGGUUAAAGGGAUUUUUAAUGGACCAACUUAACCAGCUCCUAAACCAGCACGAUCAACAGAAAUCAAUACUGGUAUUUCCAUAAGGGAUGAGCAAGUUUAACACAAAGCCAGUUCUGAUGAAUUUCGACUGCAACUUCAACCAAAGACUGCCAGUUGGCACUAUUACCAUCCUGAAACAGGACCUCUAAAUUAAGAAUCAUCCCUGGGAGCACAGUGGUUGAUCUGUAGCUCUUUACAGUCCUGUAAGCGUGUCCAUCAACACAACGAACAAUGCAGCAAGCUGUGUGUGGAAUUUAGGGGUGGUUACAUUGGUGUAAACCUGGGCUUGCCAUCCAUACCUAUUACUUGAUACAGUCUCAAACACCAAUAAAACAGUCUUCUAGUGCUGGCUGAGCGUCUCUCUUGCUCUUUCUGGGGAUAUGAGUCUUGACCAGUGGCUUGAGUCUCCAGGUUGUGGUAAAUCCAGCAAAGUAAACUUAUAAAAUCAAAGAGCAUGUCUAACCUGAGAUCACAGAGCCUAUCGGGGAGUGUGAGCCAGGCGUGGGAGGAAGCUGUGGCUAUUGAAAUGAGUGCGAGGCACGUUCCUCUACAGCAGUGCAGCGCAGAGCAGAGAAGAGGAGGGUUACAGAGCGACUGGACGCACACACAGACACUCAGUGAGGGAUCGUUCCAGGGAAACUUGUCGAAAUGCAGCAGAACCUGAACUACGUGUAUCCCCAAAUCUUCUUGGUGGACCGCGGGGGGGCGGGGGCUCCUGGCCCAGAGACAGCGGCCCUGCCAGCCUGGCCAGUGCUGCCCCCGCAGCUGAAGCAGGAGAGGGGAGGGAGAGGGGGCUGCACUGCGCUCCUCCUCACCCUUCUGCUCCUCACCAUGGCUGGGCUGGGGCUCGGAGCGUACUACAUCCUGAGACUGCAGCAGGAGCUGACUGAGCUCCGACAGGGUUCCACAAGUACCAGCACCAGGAACCUGAUGCCAGUCCUGGAGAAACAAAUUGGACUGGCGGUGGAGAAAAAGGAAACCAAGAGAAUGGCGCAUCUGACAGUGAAGAGUGCCAGCGGGGGCUCGGAGACCCUGCUUUGGGAGCCCGUCGUGGGCAAGGCCUUCACGGAGGGCAUGGAGUACCGAGACGGAGCGCUGCUCAUCAACGAGACGGGUCAGUACUUCCUGUACUCACGGCUCCUGCUCCGCGGGACGACCUGCCCCCGGGACCGGGCCGUCGUGCACCGGGUGUUCAAGCGCUCGGGACGCUACCCCGCUGCCAUCUCCCUGCUGGAGGACCGCAAGCUCAGCUACUGCUCCGGGGAGCGCAUGUGGACUUCCAGCAGCUACCUGGCGGCUGUCGUGCAGCUGCAGAAAUUCGACCGCGUGUCUGUCAACGUGUCGGAGCCCCAGCUGGUCAGCCUUGAUCCCGCCAACACGUACUUUGGGAUUUAUAAGAUUUAACCGGAUUGGAGGGCGGGGGGGCGGCAGUCCUUGCAGCCAGGGAGGCCUGGAGGGAGGCUGUGCAUACCAGCAGACAGAGCUGAGGAGCCUGGGAGACCCCGGGUGAGGCUGGGUGUGGGUCUCGCUUCAGCCGUUAGUUCAUUGAGUCAGUUCCCCCCUGGCAUUUCCUUUGUGAGAUGGUGUGGAAGAGGACUCUCCUCGCAGUGUUAGGAAGCAGCAACAGGGAUGCAGUCUUUGUGUCGGUGCUGAAUCCAGAACUCACAAUCCAGCCACUGUUUUCUGUUACCUGCACAGGAGAGAGUGAAGGUCACUUCCUGGACUGUUGCAGGAUCCAACUUUUAUUCCACGACUGAUCCAGUGACGGCA